GACACAUAUGUGUGUGUAUGCGUGUGCAUGUGCAUCUAUCUCUGUCUCUCUCUGUCUCUAUCUCUCCUUCCUCUUCUUGCGCAAGGACUUUUCGUUGUUUCUGUUUUGAAACGAUCGUAUACCCAGCUUCCUCACUUGCUUAUUGUGGGGUAAUUAUCCAUCCCCUCUUCUACAAUGACUACCCAACAUGAGUUUGCCGAGGAGCCCAUAGCCAUUGUUGGGUCGGCAUGCAGGUUCCCGGGCGCGUCUAACUCGCCUUCUAAACUGUGGGACCUGCUGCGACAGCCUCGUGACGUCUUGAAAGAAUUUGAUCCGGAUCGCCUUAACCUGCAGCGUUUCUACCACCCCGACGGUGAUGUACACGGAUCCACAGAUGUCCAAAAUAAGUCGUAUCUUCUCGAGGAGGAUAAUCGGUUGUUCGAUGCCCCGUUCUUCGGCAUCAGCCCCUUGGAGGCAUCGGGCAUGGAUCCACAGCAGCGUGUGCUUCUCGAGGUAGUUUAUGAAGCCCUCGAAUCGGCUGGCGUCACGCUUGAUCAGCUCAGGGGCUCGUUGACCUCGGUCCAUGUCGGGGUGAUGACUGCCGACUACGCCAACAUCCAGUUGCGCGAUCUAGAAACAAUCUCCAAGUAUGCCGCGACGGGGACGGGCAACAGUAUUCUCUCGAACCGCAUCUCAUACACCUUCGAUCUUAAGGGCCCCUCUGAGACCAUCGAUACGGCAUGUUCCAGUUCUCUCGUUGCCCUGCACCACGCGGCCCGGGGAUUGCUCAGCGGCGACAGCGAAGCGGCCGUCGUCGCAGGCGUCAACCUGAUUUUUGACCCUGCCAGCUACAUCACCGAGUCCAAGCUCCACAUGCUGUCUCCCGACUCGCGGUCCCGCAUGUGGGACGAGUCCGCAAACGGCUAUGCCCGCGGCGAGGGCGCGGCCGCCCUGCUCCUUAAGCCCCUCAGCCGGGCUCUGAAAGAUGGCGACCACGUCGAGGGCCUUCUCCGCGGCACCGGCGUCAACUCGGAUGGCCAGAGCCCCGGUAUCACGAUGCCUUUCGCCCCUGCACAGGCAGCGCUCAUCCGCCAGACCUAUCGCCGGGCUGGUCUGGACCUGGUCAAGGACCGGCCUCAGUUCUUUGAGUGCCACGGGACGGGGACCCCUGCCGGCGAUCCCGUGGAAGCGCAGGCAAUCAGCGAGUCUCUGUUGGCCGGCCAUGGCCACAAUCUAGCCACCGAGGAGCCCAUCAUCUAUGUGGGAUCGAUCAAGACCGUCAUCGGGCAUCUGGAAGGUUGCGCGGGCGUCGCUGGUGUCAUCAAGGCACUCCUUGCCCUCAAGAAUCGGACCAUCCCCCCCAACCUCUUCUUCAACAAACUCAAUCCGGCCAUCGCGCCGUACUACGGGCCUCUCCAAAUCGCCACGGCGGCACUCCCAUGGCCAGAGCUGCCCGCCGGGACCCCCGCCCGCGCCAGCGUCAAUAGUUUUGGAUUCGGAGGCACGAAUGCCCAUGCCAUUAUCGAAAGCUUCGAUAACGACAAUGCCAAUGUAAACGGAAGCUCCUGGGGACAGCGACACGAUCACGUCGAAGACGACCAAGACUCGGAUCACGAAGAGGGUAUUCUGGGCCCUCUCUUGUUCUCGGCUGCAUCGGGAGCAUCGCUGUUGGCAACAGUCCGCGCCCACCUGCAACAUCUGAGGCAUCACUCCUCGCUCGAUCUGCGGGAUCUGAGCUGGACGCUUCAAACAAGGCGGUCCACUCACCGAGUCCGGGCCCAUUUCUCCGGUGCAUCUCGGGAUUCCAUCUUGGAAAGCAUGGCCGGAUGGGUCACGGACCACGACAAAGCCGCGAGUUCCCAGGUCGGGUACCAGCCGCAGCUGAUCAACCCGAGCGAGGUCCCGGGGAUCCUCGGCAUCUUCACCGGGCAGGGCGCGCAGUGGCCGGCCAUGGGGCGGGAGCUGAUGAAGAAGUCGCCCCUGUUCCGCAGGACGGUCCGGGAGUGCGAGGCCACCUUGGGGGAUCUGCCCGUCGCCGCCGACGCGCCCGAGUGGUCGCUGGCGCAGGAGCUGAUGGCAGACGGCCCGUCCUCGCGGGUGUCCGAGGCGGAAAUCGCCCAGCCACUGUGCACGGCCGUGCAGAUCGCGCUGGUGGAUCUGCUGGCGGCCGCCGGCAUCACCUUCCAUGCGGUGGUGGGACACUCAUCGGGCGAGAUUGCCGCCACGUACGCGGCCGGGAUCAUCACGCUCAGGGGCGCGAUGCAGAUUGCGUAUUACCGGGGUCUCUACGCCGGGCUUGCUGUAGGUGCCAAUGGCGAACGCGGGGGCAUGCUGGCGGCCGGGCUGUCGCUCGACAAGGCUCUCCAAUUCUGCCGCCGUCCAGAGUUCCAGGGUCGCAUCCAGGUUGCCGCCAGCAACGCGCCCCAGAGCGUGACCCUCUCGGGGGACGUGGACGCCAUCCAUGAAGCGAAGCGGCAGCUCGACGCUGAUAAUGUCUUUGUCCGCCAGCUCAAGGUGGACACGGCGUACCACUCGCAUCACAUGGAGCCGUGUGCCGAACCUUACUUGCGGUCGCUGCUCGCCUGCGACAUCGAGGUUCGCCUACCGAGCCCCGGCGCGUGUGUCUGGAACUCGAGUGUGCGAGGCGACACGGAGCUCCUCAGGAGGGGUGACCUCUCGGCCCUGAAGGGCCCAUAUUGGGUGGCCAACAUGGUGCAGACGGUGCUCUUCUCCAAGGCCGUCGAGUCGUCCAUCUGGCACGGCGGUCCGUGGGACCUGGCCAUCGAGGUAGGCCCCCAUCCCGCACUCAGGGGCCCCGUCGAGCAGACCAUCAAGGCCGUAUUCAACUCCGUUCCGCUAUACACGGGCACGCUGAGUCGCAACAACAGCGACGUCGCGGCAUUCUCAGCCGCCGUGGGCGCCACGUGGGCGCAGCUGGGCCCGUCGUUCGUCGACUUUGACGGCUAUCGCGGGGCCUUCUAUGAGUCCCAACCACCACCGCCGGCCCCGAGGCUGGUCAAGGACCUGCCCCCCUACUCAUGGGACCACCACGACAACAAGGUCUACUGGCGCGAGUCGCGCAUCUCGCGGCGAUACCGCACCGGCAGGGACGGCGGCCACGAGCUCCUGGGCCGCCGGGCCCCCGACGAUAACGACCGAGAGCUGCGCUGGCGCAACGUGCUCCGGCUGCCCGAGAUGCCGUGGCUGCGCGGGCACGAGGUCCUCGGCGAGGUGUUGCUGCCCGCCGCCGCGUACGUGUCCGUCGCGCUCGAGGCGGGAAAGCGCCUGGCGGUGGCGGUCGGGGGCGGUGCGAAGCGCGUCCGGCUGCUCGAGGUCGAGAAUGUGGAUAUCCGCCGCCCCGUGGUUGUACCUGAUGAUAAGGACGGUGUCGAGACCUUGUUCACCAUGUGCUUACUGGAUAAUGACUCUGCUUCUGCUUCUCCUUCUUCCUCCCCAGCCGCCAGCGACGUCUUGCGGGCCCGGUUUGAGUACUACGUCUGCAAGGACGAAUCCAUCGAGUCCAUGAUCCACACCUGCAGCGGCAGUCUCUCUGUCCACCUCGGCCAUGACGACGCCACGCAUUCCAGGUCCGGGGAGGAGCAGGCGGAAUGCUUGCCGCCCAGAGAUGCGGUGCCCCCAAACCUCGGCAGUGUCGACGGCGGGCAGGUCUACUCCAUGUUUGGAGAGCUCGGCCUCAAAUACUCCGGGGCUUUCCGCGCUAUCACAGACAGCAGUCGCUGCCUCAAUUAUGCCACGGCAAGGGGCAGCUGGCCCGAGGGAUUCUUGAGCCACCACUACGUCGUCCACCCGGCCCUGCUGGACGUGGCCUUUCAGACCGUCUUUGUCGCCCGUGCACACCCGGCCAGCCGCCAGAUCACCUCGGCCUUUCUACCGGCACACAUCGACCGAGUCCGAGUUAGUCCCUCGGUUGAAAUCCUACCACCAUCAUCUCUCUCGGACGGUGGCGGCAACGUCGCCGCCGAGUUCGAAGCCUGGAUCGUCGCGCAGACGGCAUCCUCGCUCACCGGAGACCUAAACGUGUACGACGCCGGGACCGGCCAGACGUUCCUGCAGGUCGAGGGCCUCGUCGUCAAGCUGAUCGGCGAGCCGGACGCCGCGCAGGACAGACACGUCUUCUCCAAGACGGCGUGGGCGCGCGACGCCUCGCUCGGCCUGGCCGACCCCGUGCGCGACCCCGUCAAGGAAGUCGAGGCCCUGCGCAAGACCGAGGCCACGGAGCGGUUCGCGCUUUUCUACAUGAGGCGCGUCGUGGAGCAGAUCGGCGCGCCGGAAAGGACCGCGUUCCAGUGGUACCACCAGCGUAUGUUCGAGGCGUUUGAGCAGCGCCUGGACGCGAUCCGGGAGGGGCAGAAUAGCCUGCUGCCGAGCAGCUGGCUGGCAGACGAGGUGUCUGUCAUUGAAGAUAUAUACGCCGCGAAUCCCGAGUGGGUCGAUCUGCAGCUGAUUCGUGCCGUGGGUGAGAACCUCGCGGGCGUCGUCAGGGGGGAGACGCAGUUGCUGGAGGUCAUGAAUAGGGAUGACAUGCUGAAUCGCGUGUACAUGGAUAGCGAGACGUUUCUCAUCAACGAUGCCAUUGCCGGUGUCUUGAGGCAGAUCACUUUCAAGUUCCCGCGCUGCAACAUCCUCGAGGUCGGUGCCGGUACGGGGGGCACGACGUGGAGCGUUCUGAACACAAUUGACGACGCGUACGACUCGUACACCUACACCGACAUCUCGUCCGGCUUCUUCCAGAAGGCGACCAGCAAGUUCUCGGGAUUCGCAGACAAGAUGGUCUUCAAAACGCUAGACGUGGAGAAACCACCCUCGGCGCAGGGCUUCAGCGAGCAAGCGUACGACGUCAUCAUCGCAGCAAACGUGCUCCACGUCACCCGCUCCCUGCACACGACGAUGCGAAACGUCCGCUCGCUGCUCCGCCCGGGCGGCUACCUGGUCAUGAUGGAGACCACGGGCCUGCAGAGCAUCCGCGGCCAUCUCGUCUUCGGCGGCCUCCCCGGGUGGUGGCUGAGCGAGGAAGCUGGCCGGCGACUAGGGCCGGUGGUGCCCGCCGCCGACUGGGACGUGAUCCUGCGCGAGACGGGCUUCUCAGGGGCCGGCACCGUCAUGCACGACCUGGCUGACGCUAGCAAGCACACCACCUCGCUCAUCGUCAGCCAGGCCGUGGACGAUGCCUGGCUGCGCCUGCGCGAUCCGCUGUCCUGGAUAGGCGAGCUUCGGCCCCCUAGUACCGCUGAGCCGCUGCUGCUCGUCGGCGGGAACAAGCCCUGGACGUCCCAGGUGAUGGGGGAGAUCCUGAGACUACUUCCGGGGCCGUGGGGACGUCACGUGCGGGUGGCCGGCAGCAUCGAUGACAUCGAUCCGGCCGGGCUGACCCCGGGAGUCGGCGUGAUUUGCCUGCACGAGGCUGACGAUCCCUUGUUCGCCACGCCCAUGACGGCAGAUCGAAUGUCCAUUCUGCAGAGCCUCUUGAUAAACACGAGAGUUAUGCUGUGGGUCACCGGUGCAGGCAGGUCCGGAUCCGGGUCCCCAUCCCAGAUAAUGGAUCCGCGGGCGGCCAUGUUUCACGGCAUCGCACGCGUGGCCCCCACGGAGCUGCCGCACCUACAAGUGCAGGUUCUCGGCCUUGAUAUCGGAGCAGCACCGGCCGCAGUGGCUGGCAAGCAGUGCCUCGAAGCAUUCCUCCGGCUAAGAGAGUCGGAGAAUGACGACGACGACGGUGACAAGCCUCGGGUUUUGUGGUCGCAUGAACCUGAAGUCGAGGUUCUAGCAGACGGGAUUUUCAUGAUCCCGCGCGAGGUGCCAGACAAGGCCCUGAACGAGCGGUACAAUUCCUCGAGGCGGGCCGUCACCAAGACUGUGGACGCGACUGAUGUUGCCGUCCGAGCUGUUGCGGGACCUGCCAACAAGAUGGUGCUGCAAGACGCUGCAGACAUGGACAUGCAGCCCGCUGAUGACGACGAAGAUCAAGAGUUGCCGGUUGGUCCCAACCGCACUCGUAUCCAAGUCAAGUACUCCCUACAUAUCCCCUCCGAGAACGGAAAGGGUGUCUAUCUCGUCUGUGGGCACCAUCAAGAGAGUGACACGGUGUCAUCCUCUCCGGUCAUGGCAAUAUCCAACACCAACGCCUCCGUCGUCGACGUGAAGCCGGGGGUGCCCCUGGUCGCCAUCGCCGACCAUGACUGCACGCCAGCCGUUCUCGUCUCCACCGCCAGCCGCAUGCUCGCGCGAGCCAUCGCCAUUUUGGCAAGCCAACAAGCCCCCCCUCGCCCGGUGUUCCUGUACGCGCCUGAGGAAUCACUGGCUACCAUGGUCGCCGCCGAGCUCGAGCUCGCGCUCAAGGGAGGUGGCGAAGGUGGCGGCCAGUUCCAGCACGCCUAUUUUGCGUCUUGUAGCCCAGACACCCCCGACGCAUGGAUCAAGAUGCAUCCACGCGCCUUGAAACGAGCUGCGCUAAUGGCAAUGCCCCGUCAUGUCCAGCUCUAUGUUGACUGCGUCGGAUACUAUUCGUCCGCUGCAGAGAACCCUAUGGGCGAUACGCUUCGAGCCUGUCUGCCGCCUGGCUGCGUGGCGAGGCAGCUCGACGCACGUCUUAUACAGGAAGCAGCCCUUAUCUCUGGCCAGGCAGCGGCACUGCUUGAGGGAUCAUAUUUGCAGGUCAAAGGAUUUUCUUCCGGCGCUGAUGUCAACAUCUGCGACUGCAAGCUGUUCAAGGCUGCCGAGCUCGCAGGCGCCUCUGUGUCACCGCUUAUGCACACGAGGUUCAUAACCGACUGGCAGGAGCGAGAGUCACUACUCCUGACCACCCGGCCUCUCGAUCCACGAGGUCUGUUCAAGCCAGAUAAGACGUAUCUGAUGGUCGGAUGCGCGGGGGGCCUGGGUCUGUCUAUAUGCUGGUGGAUGAUGCGCAAUGGCGCUAAACACAUCGUCAUCACGAGUAGGAACCCGCAGGUAGACGCGAGACUUCUUGAAGACGCACGCCGACUUCACGGUGCAUCGCUACGAGUCACUGUCAUUGCCAUGGACGUGUCCAACAAGGACUCGGUCCAGCAAGUCGUCGCCCAGCUGGCGCAGGAUGCCAACAUGCCCCCAGUCGCAGGCAUAUGCAACGCCGCCAUGGUCCUUGCAGACAAGCUCUUCGUAGACAUGGAUGUCGACCAGCUCAACAGCACGCUAGCGCCCAAGGUAUGCGGCACGUCGCACCUGGACGCCGCCUUCGCCGAAGUGCCGCUCGACUUCUUCGUCGUGCUCUCGUCGACGGCCGCCGUCAUCGGCAACGUCGGGCAGGCCAACUACCACGUGGCCAACCUCUUCAUGGCGGGCCUCGUGGCGGCGCGGCGCGCCCGCGGCCGCGCCGGCUCCGUCGUCCACGUCGGCCACGUCGCUGACGUCGGCUACGUGAUGCGCCAGGACCGCGGGCGCGGGCUCGAGCAGCACUUCCGCGACAUACGCCUGAUGCCGCUGUCCGAGACGGAGGUGCAUCACGCCUUUGCCGAGGCCGUCAGGGGUGGGAGGCCUGGCGGCGGGGGAGGAUCGCACGAUAUCAUCAUGGGCCUCGAUCCGCCCACCGAGCCGCCCGCACCCGGGAAGACGUGUGUCUGGCUGUCCAACCCGCGCCUGGGACACUUUGUGCCGUUCAGCGCGCUGCAGACGGAGCAGCAGGAUCGCGCGGCGACGAACAUGGGCGGCGUCCGACGGCGGGUCGAGGAGGCCCGGUCCGAGGACGAGGCGGUGGCUGCGGUGCUGGAGGCUUUCUGCAGCAGACUGGAGUCGAUCCUGCAGCUGCCGGAUGGCAGUGUCAAGGAGAAUGUUCGGCAAGCCGUCAUUGGGUUGGGAAUCGACUCGUUGGUGGCGGUCGAGCUGCGGACUUGGUUCCUCAAGGAACUGGGGGCCGACGUGCCUGUGGUUAAGAUCCUUGGAGGUGACACUGUCUUGCAGCUGUGUACAUUGGCGGCUAAGAAAAUGAUGGCCAAGAAUAUGAAGAAGAAGGCUCAGGAGGUGGUGGUGCAGCAAGACGUCUCCGAGACAGAAAAUACUACGCCUGCGGAUUCUGCAGUUUCCAGCAGAGGAAACAAUUCCAGCGAAACGGAAGCGUCGUCUAGCACCAAGACGGAGCUCAGCGACGCCGAUGCCGCCUCGGAGCGCUCCAGUAGCUCCCCCGCAGCCGUGGGCGCAGUCAAACCGCCUCACGAGACGACGCACCACCAGCAAAUGUCACCAGCCCAGGCCCGCAUCUGGUUCAUGUCCAAGCACUUCUUAGCAGACCCGGCGGCCUACAACAUGGUUUUUCAUUACCACGUCCAAGGCCCCCUCAGCAUGGCCCGACUUCGACAUGCGCUCCACGCGACAACGCACCACCACGACUGCCUCCGGAUGCGCUUCUAUGCGCGCCCGGGGGACGGGGUUCCCAUGCAGGGCGUCAUAGCUGCGCCCGCCUACGACCUGAAGCAUGUGCGCGGGGCGGACGAGAGCGACGUGCACAGGGAAGUGGGCCGGCUCAAGUCGAGGGCGUGGGAUCUCGAGAACGGGGACACGUUUGGGGUGACGGUGCUCAGCCGGGGCGACGCGGAAGAGCAGCACGACAUCGUCUUCAGCUACCACCACAUCGUCAUGGAUGCCACGGGCUGGCACGUGUUCAUCCGUGACCUGGACAGGGCGUACCGCAUGCGUCUGCUAGACAAGACCGCGGCAGGCUCCCACCUUGAGUACUCCGCGCUGCUGCAGGAGCAGGAGAAGUCGGGCGCGUUCGACGAGCACCUCUCCUUCUGGCAGGCCGAAUUCGAGACCCUACCCGAGCCCCUGCCCCUACUACCCGCCUUCGCCCGCCUACCCGCCCGCCCCGCAGACCCGACCGGCGAGGGCAGCCAUCACCAAAUGCGGGAGCUCCAGCCGGCGCAGUUCGCGGCCAUCAAGGAGACAUGCCAGGGUCUCAACAUCAACCCGUUCCACCUCCACCUGGCCGUCCUGCAAGUCCUGCUCGCCCGCCACGCCGGCUCCGAAGACGUCUGUCUCGGCGUCGUCGACGCAAACCGCAGCGGCGACGCGCGCUUCGCCCAGACGGUUGGCUGUCUCAUCAACAUGCUCCCCGUCCGCUUCCGCGUGCCGCGCCACGCCGCCUUCUCCGACGUCGCCCGCGCCGCCUCCGGGAAGGCCCUCGCGGCGUUUUCCCACGCCGCAGUCCCGCUGGAAAUGGUCCUGGAUAGGGUGAGGGCGCCCCGGUCGCCGGACUGCACUCCCCUGUUCCAGGUGGCCGUCAAUUAUCGCACGGGCUCGAUCGACGACCUGCCGCUGGGCGAUGAGUGCCGGAUGAGGUUGGCGGGGGGGAAGGACGCCGAAGACCCGUACGAUAUUAGCUGGGGCUUUAUCGAGGGGGGUGCGAGGUGUGCCGUGCAAAUGCACUGCCAGGCGGCGUUGUACAGCCGUGAGGCCUGUGAGGCCAUGCUGGACGAGUAUUUGGGUCUGCUGGAGAGGGUUCUGAUGGAUCCUGAAGUGCGGGUGGAUCAGUGCGGGAUUUGGAAUCACGAUAUCCCAUCCACGGUAUCCACCGCCACUGCCACCGGCGGAAGACUCGAUGGCCGGGAGCCUGUCGAUACGACCCACCCGCCGCAGAGAGAGAUAGAAGCCGCCGAUGACGAGAUGACCGUGGGCGAGGGUGAGCUGCGGCUCCUGUGGGAACGCGUCCUUCCCGAGAGCGAGACGCGCAUCAUCGCCCCGUCCGCCGACUUCUUCUUGUCCGGCGGCAAUUCACUGCUGCUGAUGCAGCUGCAGGCCGCCAUCAGGGAGUCUGUGGGUGUGGCGGUGGCGACGCGGGCCCUCUACGGGGCUAGUACGCUGCGGGAGAUGGCUCGAUGCGUCGAUGAGGAGCGACACCCGUGCUGAAGGGAUUGGUUGAGAAUCAGAGAGAGACGUAAGGGUUAUGACGGGAUUAUAUAUGGGGUCUGUUGGCAUGUACUAGUCCUUUGGCAGUAUUAAAUUGGCUAGGGAAACUCGAUUCUUCCAAAUCGGUUUUAUUUCAACUAGCUACCAGGCACCAUCCUAGGAACUUCAUUUUCCACCCUUACUAAGUUCUUGUCCGGGGACAUUACAAGACACCACACCCCCUAUGGAGUUGAGCAUGUAAAGGAUAAAGAGGGAGGAACGACAGAAAAUGAUUAGCAAGAAUCCUGUAUUUACUACCAUGUGAGCAAGCCAAGCUACAUAGAGUUUCAACCA
Molecule: messenger RNA, 10206 nt
Organism: Phialemonium atrogriseum
Lineage: Eukaryota; Fungi; Ascomycota; Sordariomycetes; Cephalothecales; Cephalothecaceae
Exons: 2
Coding region: 175-9873 (3232 amino acids)
Biological process (GO): secondary metabolite biosynthetic process; fatty acid biosynthetic process
Molecular function (GO): fatty acid synthase activity; phosphopantetheine binding; 3-oxoacyl-[acyl-carrier-protein] synthase activity
Source: RefSeq, a predicted model, not a curated record